AUGAUCGAAUCCCUCAGAGAGCAAGAGGAGCGGGAGCGUGUGCGCUACCGUGCCGUCGAGCGCUUGCGACAUGCGAAGAGAAGAGAGAAGCUCAGGGAGGAGAUGGAGGGGAUCCUGGAGCUUAUCGUGCAGAUGUCCUUCGCCUCGCUCCAGCAGGAGCAGCUGACAGACCAGGAGGAGGUCGACUGCACCCUGUGGCGGGAAUGGGUGUCUCUCUUCGAGGAGAACUUACCAGUGAUGUCGCUGCCCAGCCUGCAGCUCUGCGCGGAGGAACCGGCCCCACUCACCGCGCUCCCCGAGCCGACCGGCCUGGCGAACUUGCAUGCGGUAGGCGCCACGCUGAACUCCGCCGCCCUGCGGGACUUCAUGGAGACCAAAGGGCAGUGGAAGGUGCCGUUGACGGACGAGGCCACAGAGCCAGAGGAGGUCGAAGAGAUUCCCGCCUCCCAACCGCCGCUGGAGAUCUUCGACUGUGCUACUGAGGUGGCCGCGACCUUAGAAGAGGCCCAAGGGAUCAGCUUCGCUUCCAAGCUCUCUAGUGAGUUGGACUUCGUGGAGAACUUACCCGUGAACUACCGCUUUGGCGUGGUCGUCGCCUCGAUGAUCGACAGGAAGUACAAGGAGCCACCGCCGCAGCCUCCACCAAGCAUGCCGGAGGUGCCCUUGCGCUUGGUGAUCACCGGAAAGCCCUAUGCAGGCAAGAAGACGGUGGCUCGGCGCUUGGCCGAGGCCUACAACUUGGAGAUCAUCGACUUGGACGAGGUGGUGCGAGAGUGUUUGGCCGCCAGCAAACCCGAUGACUACACCCGGGAGCGUAUCAAUCGCCCGGGUGGUUGGCUUGGAACUCAACAGUCUACUAGAGGCUGGCGAGGCAGGAAGGGCCUUCCGUGA
Durusdinium trenchii is the source of this 891-nucleotide messenger RNA. The record is from the annotation of a GenBank genome assembly. Lineage: Eukaryota; Dinophyceae; Suessiales; Symbiodiniaceae.